Molecule: messenger RNA, 833 nt
Organism: Branchiostoma floridae (Florida lancelet)
Lineage: Eukaryota; Metazoa; Chordata; Leptocardii; Amphioxiformes; Branchiostomatidae
Product: ninjurin-1-like
Exons: 4
Coding region: 1-600 (199 amino acids)
Biological process (GO): cell adhesion; tissue regeneration
Cellular component (GO): membrane
Source: RefSeq, a predicted model, not a curated record
AUGCCCGACACCAACACCUCUGAGAAGGAACCUACGAAGGAGCGGACAGAAAAACAAGAAGGCCAGGACGUGCAGGCUGAACUGUUGAUUCCCGAACAACAUCAGCAUCAGGGGAAGAAAAGGAGAUUCCAUAACCUGAGGGCGAUGAUGAAGGGUCCGAGCGUCACCAGGAGCGGCCUGGACAAGAACAACUUCACACAAAAGAAGACAAUGGCGCAAGGCUUCAUGGACAUGGCGCUUAUGACGGCCAACGCCGCUCAACUCAAACUGGUCCUUUACGAGGGCAGAAAUGGACGAGUUUUCCUGUUCGAGUUUGUCAUGUUCCUGCUGGUGUGCUCCAUUAUUGUCCAGGUGCUGGUGGGAAUCCUGCUGUUCAUCAAGUCCCGAUACAGUAUCGAGGACCCGGAGCAUCAUAAACACGCAGAGAUGGCCAACAACUGGGCUACAGGGUUGGUGAUGAUCGUCACCAUCCUCAACGUCUUCAUUUCGGCCUUCGUCAUGGUGGAACAGUCGCAGCAUCUCGCACGGCUGCACACUCCUAGGCCUCCCCCUGUUGCCGCUGCCUGUGUUUGUCCUACUUGUGACGCUCCGACGGAAUAAAGAGACGCCUGUUCUAUCGGGCGAGAAGAGGUCUGUUCUAUCCGGGGAAUAGAAGUCUGUUCUAUUCGAGAAAUAGAAUUAGUUUCGAAGAAUAGAAUUCAAUUUGGAACGUCUCAUGCUCAGUUUGGAAGAACCAAAUUCAUUUCAGCUGUUUCCGCUACCGACCGACUCCUCGCCGCUGCCUAUGUCUGUCUUACUUGUGACGCUCAGACGGAAUAAAUUGAAAGAAAUCU